Molecule: messenger RNA, 768 nt
Organism: Candidozyma auris
Lineage: Eukaryota; Fungi; Ascomycota; Pichiomycetes; Serinales; Metschnikowiaceae
Exons: 2
Coding region: 1-768 (255 amino acids)
Source: RefSeq, a predicted model, not a curated record
AUGGUUAUGAAAACCGAUGUGUUAGGAACACUUAAAGGUUAUAAAAGCAAGCGUAAACGACAGAUUAUGGAGAACAAGAAAGCUCGCAAACGUCGGCCACCAUGUGGAUUUUCCAGCCCAGACCACUUCUCAACCAAUGAGCUUCAUAAGAUCUUCAGGAAGGCAAGUGGGGUUCAGGCUAGCUCAACACCUAAAAAGAACAGAGCCGAGGGUACUGGUAUGGUACCAGGGAUCAAAGUGAAUGAAAGUGAUGAUAAACAUGUGCGAAAGACCAGCACCAACAUAAGCACCAAUGAUGAGAAGAAAGCGACGCUCAAGCAUUUGGGUCAAGAUGAUGACCUUUUGACAAAAGGUAAAGUAGCUGCUACUCAUAAAUCAAUUGCUCCAGUUCUGUUAGCUAAACGUUCUUCUCAUGGUUCAGGGCUUACAUCGACAAAAAAAGUUGCAAAUGACGUCUCCUUGGAGACCUCUAACGCAGAUUAUUUUACGCAAAAGGUUAUUAGAGCGUCUCCAAGGAAAAAACAGACCACGGAUCCACAUAAUUUCAAGAGCGAAGCAGCUUCGAACCAAGUCGAAACUUCAGCACCCAAACAUCCUAUCGCACAAGUCGCCAUUUCCAGCCUAGUGGUCGAAUCCUUCAAAAACAACGAUACCCCUUCCAAUUCAAAACGAAACGAGAUCAAGCAGCUGUACCUACGUCUUCUUGCGAAAUGCGCUCCUGGACCCGAUCCUUUGACUCUUCUCCCAUACAAAAGGUUCCCCAUAUGA